Molecule: messenger RNA, 3246 nt
Organism: Xenia sp. Carnegie-2017
Lineage: Eukaryota; Metazoa; Cnidaria; Anthozoa; Malacalcyonacea; Xeniidae
Product: agrin-like
Exons: 27
Coding region: 216-2741 (841 amino acids)
Molecular function (GO): calcium ion binding
Source: RefSeq, a predicted model, not a curated record
AUCUCAUUAGGUUGGGUAAUGUUUGUCAUCUAUGAGAAGUGUCGCUAAACUUCUAGACUGAAUAAACGCACGCUAUAGACAAAUGGACCUGGAUUAAUCCAUAUGUCAAUUCGUAUAUGUUGAAAAUUUGUGUGAUCUAAUUAGAAAUUUCAUUACUCCUUUGAAAUAAGCAAGUUCUGACUGUUCAAAGAUAACUGCGACGCAAAGUCGAGAGGAUGAUCUUGAGAGAAAGUAUUUUAAGGAUGCUCGUCAUCUUAGUUAUGGUGACUUGUUAUUCUUGCUUUACUCGAGGAUUAACCAAUGAAGAUUUUGGAAAAGCUCAAUCUUUUAUUCGUAAAGAUGAAGGCAAGAUUAAGUCAAGUUUAACAAAAGUAAACUGCGAUGACGAAGAUGAUUGCGGUAGCGGCUUUGUUGGCUCAAAUGAAAGGGGAAAGGACAAAGGAACGUAUGAAGUGAUGUCAAAGGAGGUUCAUUUUCUGGAUCCUCUUCAUGCCUUCAUGGCUGAUGGGAGUGGUGAGCACGAAAAACCAUCAAAAACUACCGAGGAUGAGAAUAAUGGCCAUUACGAGGUAAUGUUCGAAUCAAUGUUAGAGAAUAGUGUACCAUCGAAUCACGAAACCCUUGAUGCUUUUACCGGUGACAGCUUAAAGAAUAAUUCCUCUGACAAAAAAGAUGAUAAACGUUCGUACGAAGUCAUUUCUAUAUCUAUGGAAAAUUUAGAUCAGUUUUCCAAAGAUUGCGAUGAUGAGGAUGCAUGUGGCAGCGCACAGCGUGUCAAAGAUGUGUUUGAUGGUGACAGUAAGAAAGAGGGCGAGAAAUCAGAUGGCAAUUAUGAAAUUAUUUCAUUGUCAGUGAAGGAACAGAUUCCCAUUCCGUUCGAUACUUUUAUGUCAGAGGAGAGAAAGGGAAACGGAGACUACGAUAUCAUAUCUCAAUCAACAAGCCCUUUGGAUAAGGUUAUUAAUAGAGAUUGUGAUGAUGAGGAUGACUGUGGAAGUGCAGCAGAUGUAUUCAGAACUAAAGGCAAUAAAGACAAGGUGAACGUCCAAGAGUUUCCGGGAACUUACGAAGUAGUUAUGACGAAAAUUAUCGAAAACGAUAAGUCGCCCUCUUUUCACCUUAAAGAACCUUCAGGUCAUUUUGGUCAAACCAAACAAGACAUUCCUCCUUAUAAAGUGGUUUCCAAGUCAAUUGUGAAGAUAAGUCCCGACGUGAACUGUGACGAUGAGGACGGUUGUGAUGAGAGAGAUACCUCCCAACAUGAGGCUGGUUCUGGUGGGUCAAGGAUUGAUAUCGAGUGGACCAAGGGAAAGGAAUUUGAUACCAAUGGUGCGACUUAUGAAAUCAUUUCACGACAAUUAUCUAAGCUACCAGAUGUCGAAGAGUUACCGAUAGUGAAUUGCGAUGAUGAGGCAAAUUGUUAUAGUUUUGACGAAAGACGUGCUCUAUCGCCUCAGGUAGAUGAACAAAAUCUGGUUCAUUGUAAAAAACAAGCUAUUUCCAAGAUCGAAAAAUUUAUCAAACAAAGUAGCGAAGAAUCUCCAUGUUCUGAAUUUUCUCCUGAUGCAUAUUUUUUCUCUGGAACUUCAUUUGCGAAAUUACCAUCACUUGGACCGGGCGCUCAAGACUAUGUAGAAAUCGAACUAGAAAUAUUGCCCAUAGAAGAGACUGGGAUAUUUCUUUAUAAUGGAUGGCAAGCCGAUAAAAUUGGCGACUUUCUUUCAUUGUCCCUUAACGAUGGCGUUAUCGAAUUCAGUUUUAACUGUCGUUCUGGACCAGUGAAAAUCAGGUCUUUGAUAAGUAUAGAAGCAAACACGUGGACUAAAAUCAAGUUCUUCAGAACUGGUCGUCUCGGCAGCCUUACCAUCAACGAACGUCAUACUUCAAUGGGAGUUUCUCCCGAACCUCGAAGUGCACUCACUCUUCAAAGGAACCUUUUGGUUGGUGGAGUUCCAAAGAAACUGACGAAAGAAGUCGAGUUCAAUGUUGGUGUAGUUAAAGGAUUUCAUGGCCACAUUCGCCAACUUAAAAUUCAAGGCAGAACGUUUGAUUUGAAUUUGGCCAAGAAAAAGCCUUCUAAAAAUCUGUGUGUACCAUCGCCUUGUAGAAAUAAAGGAAAAUGUUUUGAAGAAAAGGAACAGUACACGUGUUUAUGUAUGCCCUCAUUUGUUGGACGGCACUGUGAAAUUGACCUAAAACCCGUGUCCUUCAACGGUCGCGGAUUUGUUCGAUUUAACACAAGCGGAUUGAUGGAAAUAUUGAAAAGUGAUGGUGGUAUUUUGACAUUUUCUCUCAAGACCACGAUGUUGAAAGGAAUUUUAUUGUGGGAAUCUCGGAAAGUUGGCCAGUUUUUUCAAAAAUACGUUUCAGUUGGUCUUUCAGUUGGCUUCGUUUCAUUAAGUUACAAUUUGGGCGCUGGAAAACACCAGUUUUUUUCUAAAGUUGCAGUUAAUGACGGUGAAUGGCACGAGGUAUCCAUUGAAAGAAAGCAAGAGUCAUGCCACUUGAUUGUUGAUGGUGCUAACAGUGUGGACUUUGAUUGUCGAAAUAAAGGCUUCCAACUUGAAUCUGCUCAUCAAAUUUUUAUAGGUGGAGUACCUAAUCCAACAGUAGUGACAAAAAGACUAUACACAAACGGAUUCCAAGGUUGCCUCAGAGAUUUUGUGAUUAAUUUGACCCAUCUUGAUUUUACUCAUGAUUUCAUGGAAAAUCACGAGAUGGGUGUUUGCAAUGAUGUUUAAAUCGUUUAACUUCAUUUUGAAAACAAACAGUUAAGAUUAUAAGUUAAACUUUAUUAACAGGAAAAUGAUAAGUUUCAGUUUUUAAACAAAUAUAAAGCUGAUUCAAAAUUGAUUACCUCUUUGAAAUUAAUUAGAAACUAAGUAAAAGUACUUAGCACCAAGUUCAUAUGUAGAAGUUGCUGGUAUAGAUAUGGAUUAUAGCCAAAAGAUAUAGUUACAUUAAUGAAAUGUGUUAUUCAAUUCAGAGUAUAUAUAAUGAAUCUGAGAACACUAUUAAAUAGUAUAUGCUUUUUCAUUCAGCAUUUAAAAUAUUUGGCAGUUAUAGUCUGGUAGAACUUAUGUAUUAGAAUCAUAUAUGUAAUUUCAGUGUGUUCAAAGAAUGGAAACUGCCUAGCAUACAACAUUGUCCUUAGGAUUUGUGAACAUAUGAAUGUAAACUACAUAUCUCUGUAGCAAAUGCUAUUUAUAUUUAAGAGUUGAAAUAAAAAAUGCUGAUUUUGAAAAA